Microthlaspi erraticum is the source of this 414-nucleotide messenger RNA. NCBI's taxonomy places the organism in Eukaryota, Viridiplantae, Streptophyta, Magnoliopsida, Brassicales, Brassicaceae. The record is from the annotation of a GenBank genome assembly.
AUGGGAGUUAUGGAGAAGAGUAUGAUCGCACCAACCGGAGCUCGACCCACCACUCGAUCGAGUCAUGAGAAAUUGAGAAAAGAUGUUAAGGCAUUGAAUGAGAAGUUGGAUAAGCUGAUCCUAGCUCAGUCCACAAUGAAGAAAGUCAACUUUGUGUCUGCUGAGGAGAUGGAACCAGUCCAAGAAGGGGAGGAUACACAAUUUGCUGAGGACCAGGUCUAUCCUCAACAACAGCAAGCUCGAUCGAGUCAACCCCACAACAUGGGUAUGGUCAAAAAACAACUACCAAGGCCCUCAAGGGACUUUUCCUGGUCAGCAAAUGCACAUACCACCUGGCUUUCCCCACCAACCACCCCAGCCUGCACCUACCUGAGAAUGAGCUAUGCUGAAACAAUUGCUUCAAGGGCAAGCUGA